Messenger RNA from Rubroshorea leprosula, 728 nucleotides. Lineage: Eukaryota; Viridiplantae; Streptophyta; Magnoliopsida; Malvales; Dipterocarpaceae. The record is from the annotation of a GenBank genome assembly.
GAAUUUAUCUCAUAUUUGAUAUAUUGAUUUUGUUAAAAAGUUUCGUGGCUAACUUGAGCGUCUUAAGUUCCUUGCUAGAGCACACUUCUGCAGCCCUUCAUCGUCUUUCCUCCUACUUUCAGUUUGUUCUUUCUUUUGUACCGACUGCCUCUACCUUCCUAUUCUAUACCCUGGUAAAUUUUCAAGAUUUUAGUGUUUUUAGAUUUUACUUUUAACAAAUUUCAUAUGAUGUCUAUCUCUCUUAAUUAGAUGCUAAUAUCUUUAUAAUUACCAAUCAGAGUAAUUCAUGUGUGAUCAUGUGAAAGUGAAAGGAACUGCAAUUACUCACGCAUUGCCUGUACAUACUGUUGGGAUUUUACGAGAAAAGAAGGGACUUGGAGUAGAAAGGGAGAAGCACUGGUGUAGCUUCCUAAAGGUGAGCAUAACUUGCUGCACUUUGCUGCUACCGUGCUUUGGUGCAGCUCUCCCUUCAUUUCAUUUUGCUGCCACCUGUGCAGCUUUCUUUCCAUUUGCUGCCUCUUGUGCAGCUUUGACACCUUAGCUCCAACACAUACCAACAUUCCAUCACAUUUUUUUCUAAUUAAAGAAAUUUGUGUAACUAUUAGUUGUUCAAGAAUGAAGAAUUUGUUUCCCUUAUGCGUUGCUCUCCUUCUGGCUUUAGAACUUAACAUUAACAAUACCAGCCACCACCCUUAUAGGAUUAUCAUCAAGAAAAUCACUGGCACUAG